UGCAGAACUAGUCAAAAAAGUGCUGAUAACAUCCAAUCUCCCCAAAGAUGCUUGGUCUUACGAUCAGCUCGGCUACUUGUUCAAAGAGAGAUUUAUGGGAAAAGGUCUCGUUUCGGAGACUGAUCACGAAAAGUGGAAAUCUAAACGGCUGGCAAUCAAUCCUGCAUUUCACAAGAAGUAUUUAAAGGAACUUAUGGAACAGUUUAACGCGAGUUGCGAUGUUUUUUUGGCAAGAUUGACUGAAUUAGCUGAUGGCAAAACUGAGGUGAAAAUGGCAGAUGAGUUUAACAGAAUAACUUUGGAUAUAAUCGGGAAGGUGGCAUUUGGAAUUGAUCUAAAUGCAGUCAAUGAUCCUGAUUCCUUGUUCCCAGCGGCCAUCAAGGAGUGUUUAGUUGCCCCAGUUUGGUGUUUAUCCCAUCCUCUUCAUGCUAUUGACUUCACCACCUAUGGCUACCAAAACACUGUGGUGGCAGCAGUUCAUUUCUUACGAGAUACUGGCAAGAAAAUCAUGGAUGAGAGAAGAAAAGCAAUAUUAAAUGGAGAUGAUGUUCCAUCAGAUAUUCUUACUUAUAUCCUUAAGUCAGCUCCUGAAGAUACUCAGUUGGACUAUGAAGAAGUGUUGGAUCAUUUUAUCACAUUUUUCAUUGCAGGCCAGGAAACCACUUCAGCAGCUUUGUCCUUCAUGUUGGCUGAAGCUGCAAAAAAUCCUGAAGUCGAGAACAAGUUAGUUCAAGAGGUUGAUGAUAUCCUUGGUUCUCGUCAGUAUGUUUCAUAUGAUGACCUUGGCAAACUUAGCUACACAGGUCUUGCCAUGAAAGAAACACUUCGGCUUCACCCUAGCGUCCCUGGUUUCACAAGAGUUAUGGAUAAGGAUGGUGAAUUAGGAGGCCAUAGAAUACCAGCAGGAACAUUGAUAAAUAUUGGGGUGUUUACUUUACACAACAGUCCCAAGUAUUGGAAUGAGCCUGAGAAGUUCAAUCCUGAACGCUUUUCAACCUUAAAUGAUGAAAAUGAAGCAGGACACUCACACUAUGCCUACAUUCCGUUUUCACUUGGCCCAAGGCACUGCAUCGGUCAAACAUUUGCUGAAUUUGAGUUCAAAGUACUCAUGUCGCGGUUUGUGAAGUCAUUCAAGUUCAAACUGGUUCCUGGACAGGAUUUGAACUAUGAAGAACCCAAGACAACAUUAUCACCUAAGGACAAGAUUCGUUGCACUUUGACUUUGCGUUGAUUGUUGUAAACUGAACACUGUUAACAUGCACGUUUGAUUUAUGCAAUUGAAAAUGUAAUUAUGGUAGGGACCUGGAGUUCUCAGGACUGAAAAAGCAGAGUAUUAAAAUUUCUAAAGAGAGUACCAGUCACUUGUGUCAGCAAUAUUCACACUGUCUUACAGAUUUAUUUACAUACAAUCUCUUUUAAUACGAGUACAGUCAUCUUCAACAGAGCAAAAACUGUCUGAUAUCUGAGGCUUAAUUCAGUAAUUGAUACAAAUCAAAAAAACAGGUAAUUUCUAUUAUCCUUGCAUGUUCAUGUACUCCUGUUGCUCCUAGUUUGCAUUGAGCAUUAAUCAUUAUGGAGAUUUUUU
This is a messenger RNA of Pocillopora damicornis (cauliflower coral), 1585 nucleotides long. RefSeq names its product cholesterol 24-hydroxylase. The record is from RefSeq and is a predicted model, not a curated record. Gene Ontology annotation, molecular function: iron ion binding; heme binding; cholesterol 24-hydroxylase activity. Gene Ontology annotation, biological process: cholesterol catabolic process. Lineage: Eukaryota; Metazoa; Cnidaria; Anthozoa; Scleractinia; Pocilloporidae.